AUGGCUUCGAAAACGGCGUCGUUGUAUGGUGUGCUCGUUUUGGUGCUUUGCAUUGUUCAUAUUCAAUGUAAAUCUGACGAUGCACCAACAUUUCAAUCGUUCUCAAGCGAUUCAUCCCUUACCAAAGAGGAUAAAACAGCGCUGCAAAAAGUUGGUGAUAUAGCGAGCAGUGUAUUGCAACGUCUCGGUCUAGCGACUGAUGGAACGAAUCGGAGAUAUAAACCGUUACCGUCGACGGAAUAUCAAUCCGAUGAACUUAAUUCUGUCAUCAAUGAAGCAAACCAAAAUAGAGUCGACCUUCAAGGCAUAGCCAGUGGGCAAAUUCCUGGAUUAGCACCAAUCCCGGUACCAGGAUUCCCUGGUCCUCAGGAUGUGCCAACCAUUCCUGGAGUAAAUACAAUACCUGGCCUCAGCAACUUUAACUAUUUGGUUGGUCAGUUGAUACCACAAAUGAUUCCACCAACGAAUACACUGUUCGGUUCAUCAAUCAGUAGACUCCUUCCGAAAGAUUCUGCAAAAAAUCUGGCAAAAGAUGUCUUCCGUGCAGUACAUCCCGCUGCCGAAAACGUUGAUGUUGCUCGUAUGAUGGGCCGAUGGUUCCAGGUAAUCAACAGUCCACAUGUGAUCCGCGAAGCAUGUACCGUAUCGCAUUUUGGUGCACUCACGAAUCAUACGUAUAGUGCAACGUUCACGAUUCUGAAGUUUUACCGUGAAGGCAACGCGAAUGGUCCACCUCGCUACUCACUUGGUUACGGCUUCAAAUCUGGUGAUACUGGUCAAUUCAUGUUACACAGCAGUAACUCACCCGACUCAGAGCCUUUUUGGGUGAUCAAGAAAGGACCUCUCAACGAAUAUAAUCAGUAUGAUUAUGCAAUCGUCUCGAACUGGGUUCGAUUUCCAGUAUUCGUGAUUGCUCGUGAUCCAGAAAGAUUCCAGAAAGAACACAUGCGUGACGUUUUACAAUUCCUUGAAGAUAAUAACUACAUAAACGUAAUGACGAAAGCGUUCAAUAUGAUCUCGCCAGUUGAUUACAGCCAAUGUCAAUACACACCUACAUUCUCUGGAGCAGGUAAAUAG
Anisakis simplex (herring worm) is the source of this 1077-nucleotide messenger RNA. The record is from the annotation of a GenBank genome assembly. NCBI's taxonomy places the organism in Eukaryota, Metazoa, Nematoda, Chromadorea, Rhabditida, Anisakidae.